Molecule: messenger RNA, 1447 nt
Organism: Manacus vitellinus (golden-collared manakin)
Lineage: Eukaryota; Metazoa; Chordata; Aves; Passeriformes; Pipridae
Gene: TDRD5
Product: tudor domain containing 5
Biological process (GO): spermatogenesis
Source: RefSeq, a predicted model, not a curated record
GAUGCCUCCUUUGGAACCCGUCUGUGAGACAGAUAACUUCCACCAGGCAGCACUUCAUCAGAAGUGGGAGCCAGUGGAAACAGAAGCAGUAGAUUUGGGUGAUCACCUCAAACAACCUCAAGAUUGUCAGCAGCUGCUACCAAACAAGCUGGCACUGAGUGAAGAAAUCCUCCCAGAUGCUGUUCAGGACAGAAGCCUUUGCAGUUUACCACCUCUGAAGAGAAGGUCCUUGGUGGGAGUUGUCGUGGAAUUCGUCGUCUCUCCUACCCAGUUCUACAUCCACAUCUGUGGCAGGGAAACAUCCCACAAACUGCAGGAUCUGAUGUUUGAGAUGAGACACCUUUACUCACAUAAACUGGUCUCUGAUAAAUACAUCAUGCCUGACUCUGCAGUACGGCCUGGACAGCUCUGCUGUGUGAUGGUCUCUAAAUGGUGGUACCGUGUUAUCAUCCAUCGUGUGAUCAGUGACCAAGAAGUGGAGGUGUUCUAUGCAGAUUAUGGACACCUCCAAAUUGUCCAAAAGUCUUGGCUGAGAUUCCUCAAGUGGCAGUACUUGAAGCUCCCUGCUCAGGCCAUCCCGUGUUCCUUGGCGUGGGUAAAACCUGUGGAGGGUACGUGGUCUCCUGCAGCAACUCUCCUGUUCAAGAAUCUCUGUGGCUUCAAGGAGCUUGUGGGCAUUGUGGAUGAAUAUGUGGAUGGCAUUCUGCACCUCUUCCUCUGUGACACAUCCACCAAGGAGGAUGUCUACUUCCACUCUGUCUUGAGGGAUAUGGGAUAUGCUGAUGUCUGUGGAGAGAACAUUCCUUCCCAGGAAUUCAAGGAACUGAAUCCUUUGGCCUUGUAUGUUCAGCCCAGUGGAGAGCAGGAGAAUGCUGAACUGGUGAAGCCAGACCUUUGCUUGCAGCAGGAAUCUCUGGUUGCAGAUAGUGAAACAACAUCCUCAAAGCUGGAUGGGGCUGAGCUGUGUGGCCAGACACCUCAUUCUCUUGGAGAGUCCUCUGUGCCUGCUGUCUUAGUCAAGUCAGUGGAAGAUCUUUAUACCUCCUUUAUUUACUCCAAGCAACCAGCAGAAAUGAGGCAAGAUGACCCUGAUCAGAUAGAAAGAUUUUUGAGCAAGGCCCAACUUUCUGAAGCUGUACAUCCUGCUGUUCUGCUCAUGGCAGUGCCAUUCGUGCUGGACACCCCUAACAGUAUGGGUAGAUUUGUCAGUCAGAGUUCACACAGCAGGAAGCUGAGCAGUCUGUUACCAUGCCAUGAGUUUUGCAGCCCCUGUUGGGUAUCCUAGGGCUGGUGCUGCUGGAACAGAUGGACAUGUUGGUGUUUCUGUGGGCUGGAGGUGCCACGGUAAUAAAUGGCUGGAUGCAGCGCAUCGGUUUGGCCUUUGUGCAGCAAAAUGGAUUUCUAAUUGUUUAAUGGGAAGAAAUGAAUUGAGGGUUAGUUCUUUCAU